AUGUUCAGAAUUAGAGUUUUUAACUCUGAACAUACAUGUCCUUUAAAGGAUGGGGUGCAUUCAGAUUGUCGUGCAACAAGUGGAUUGAUUGGAGGAAUAAUCGCACCUAAAUUGAGAAAUCAGAAGAGGAAAUACACUCCAAAUGAUAUCAGGGAUGACGUUAGAUUGGACUUGGGUAUUGCUAUUAACUACAUGUUGGCAUGGCGAGCAAAAGAGAAGGCAUUAGAAUCGAUAAUGGGGCAACCAGUUGCGUCUUAUGGAAAGCUACCUGGAUACUUGUAUACCUUGGAUAAGACAUACCCUGGUUCACAUAUUCGAAUGAAGAAAACACUUGAGAACGAAUUUUUGUAUGUGUUUAUAGCGUUGCAUGCUUUUAUAAAGGGAUUUGAUCAUUGUAGGUCGAUUGUUGUUGUAGACGCCAGCCACCUCAAAUCAGCAUAUACUGGAGCAUUCGUAUCAACCAUCACUUUGGAUGGAGCAGAAAAUGAUGUUGCUUGGACAUGGUUCUUUGAACAAUUCAAAGAAGCUUAUGGUGAAAGAGAGAAUAUGUGUGUGGUAUCUGACCGACAUAAUAGCAUAAUAAAGGCUGUAUCUACUGUAUACAACAAUAUCCAGCAUUACGCCUGCAUAUGGCACUUGUGGGCUAAUGUAUGCAAGAAUUUUCGAAAAUCAAAUGAGCAAUUGAGUGAAGUAUUCUACACUAUGGCAAAAGUGUAUACAAAAACUGAUUUUGAUAAGCUAAUGAAAAGAGUUGAGCAGUUUGAUGUAAGGGUGAAGAACUACUUGGAGUUGGUUGGAUAUGAGAAGUGGGCAAAGUUGUAUGCACCAGUUCCUCGUGGUUGGAUGGAAUUGCACAAAUCGAAAAAUGCAUCAUGCACUUUCACACUACUUGGGCAGAAGUUUCAGGAAAUGCUUGUGCUUAAUGAAUCAAAAUCUGGUCGUAUGACGGUUGUCCCGUCAACUGAUUACAUUUAUUCAGUAAGUGGUGAAGGGAAGAGUUAUAUUGCAUGCUUUGAAAAGAAGACUUGCAGUUGCAACAGGUUUCAAGUUGACGGAAUACCGUGCGCACAUGCGUGGAGGGUGUUGAACAAAAAACACAUGCUUCCAGAUGAAUAUUGUUCAGACUUUUACACGCCAGAAACAAUAUUGAAAACAUAUGAAGUGCCUGUGUAUCCUCUCCCUGACAAAAGUGAAUGGAAUAUACCUGAACACAUUGAUACCGAAGUUGUGUUGCCACCAAAAUACAAACAAUCUCCAGGAAGGCCAAAGAAGCAACGGGAGAAGUCAUUUAGCGAGUUUAGCAAACGGAAGGGUACCAAUUCUUGUAGUACAUGUGGACAGCGUGAUCAUAAUAGGCGUUCAUGUCGAACUGCAACACGGGAUGCAUAG
Molecule: messenger RNA, 1389 nt
Organism: Solanum verrucosum
Lineage: Eukaryota; Viridiplantae; Streptophyta; Magnoliopsida; Solanales; Solanaceae
Exons: 4
Coding region: 1-1389 (462 amino acids)
Molecular function (GO): zinc ion binding
Source: RefSeq, a predicted model, not a curated record